GUAAGAGCCACAUGUUAUUUGUUUCUUAUAUAGAUGUGAAAUAAAUAAUUGUGUGUGUUAAGCAAUUGUAAAAUAAUUAUAAAAGUAAAUAAUUUAAUGUCUAUUAUAUUUCAUAUUAACAAUGAUGUCAUUUCCGGCAAGAACCGUUGGUUUUUUUUUGUGAUGCAAUAUUGGAGCGAAACAGUUUUUUGACCGUGUAACAUUUUUCCACUUAAUUCUGUUAUUAAACUUUACCUAAAGAAAGUUACUGGACUACGGAAUGUUAUUUGAGUUCAAAUCAUUCUCACACAUGAAGAAGAAGCAAGAAAGAUAAGAAUUUAAACGGACUGCUAUCACAAUAAGUUUUUGCAUGACGAAAAUAAACCACACUGCAAUCCGCAAUACAGUGGAAUUACGUGUACUGUUGUUUCUUCCGCCGCUUCACUGACGACUGUCGCAAAACACGUCCGGAAUACGGCAAGACGAAACACGUUGUGCGCUGCCAGGAGGCGCUCCGUGUGAAAUGGGUCGGAUAUCUUAUAGGAAAAAUAAUGACGGGAUCGAGACAAAACCUGUGCUUACGAGAUGAGAAAUGAAGCGGUGGACGUUAUUUAUGAAAUAAGGUGGUUUAAAGGUUGUGUUAGCCAUGUUUUUAGCUUUUUGCAGAAAUCACCUGCUAAGUUGUGCGAAAGGGCACGUACCGCGGAUCAGCGUUGGUACAGCCCCAAGGUACACACAUGUCCGGGAGAGUGAAGGGUCACCUCCAGUCUGUCGCCACACCGUUCAGCUGACACCCGCUAGAACAGAAACUAAACCUCUUCAGAGACUGAAAGCAAAGUUUUCCUCUCCUGGCCAUCGGCCCGAGUGUGUGCACUUUGUCGAGCAAGUUGUGGAGCCAGCGUUUCCCACAAGUCUGCCAUUCAUUAACAAACUAACUGCAAGGACGAAGCAGACUGCACUGAACAGACCAGAUGUGAACAUCUGUAACCAUCAGAUACACACACUGAGCCGCAUUGUGAGUGACGGGGUUAAUAUUGGCCUUCACUCGAGGUUAAAGGGAUACUGUACUGCACCUGGAAAACCUGAGUGUAAAGAAGAUCAGAAAGCUCUGAAUCAAGAAACUAGUCAGUGUGCCUCCUCCUCCUCCUCCUCAUCAUCUCCUCCAUCUAACGAAGUGCAGUUUAAAGAGCUGUAUGAAAACCCAUGGACGAUCCCCAACGUCCUUUGCAUGGCCAGGAUUGUCCUGUCUCCUGUCCUGGGUUACUUAAUCAUGGAACAGUAUUUCCAAGUGUCUCUUGGACUGUUCGCUUUGGCAGGAGCGACUGACUUGCUGGACGGCUACAUUGCACGAAACUGGCCGAACCAGAAGUCGGCUCUGGGUAGCGCUCUGGAUCCGCUCGCUGAUAAGAUCCUUGUUAGUGUGCUGUACAUCAGUUUGACCUAUGCACAGCUCAUCCCAGUUCCACUCACAGCACUGGUGAUCUCCAGGGAUAUUGCUUUAAUUGCUGCAGUUUUCUACGUUCGUUACAAAACUGUCCCUCCUCCAGUAACUCUCAGCAAGUUUUUCAACCCAUGCUACACUACUGCCCAACUUAAACCAACUCUUAUAAGCAAGUUCAACACUGCAAUCCAGCUGUUUCUGGUGGCAGUUUCUCUUGCUUCUCCCAUCUUUCACUACACUGACAGUGUUUUCUUGCAGUCAUUGUGGUAUGUCACUGCCCUGACGACUGCAGCAUCUGGAUACAGCUACUACCAUUAUGGAAGAAAAACCGUUGAAGUAUUGAACAACAGAAAGUAGUUCUCUUGUGUGACUACUGUAACUUGAUGAUGCUUUGAGGUUAAUAAGGCUGGGAAUCAUUUUACUGACUGUGUGUGGAUAUGCUUCAAAUUGAUGCUGAGGUCCAAUUUUCUUUGGAGCUAAGUUUAGUACUGUACAGCGACCUGUUGAAUCAAAUUAUUUUGAUAUCUCAUUGCACCACAACUGUCUAAUAUAUCCAGUGAGUACACAGUCUAUACUUCUGUGGAAGGUUAUUUUUUACCUUUUUGAAUCACCACCACAAUUUUCUGAUUAAAAACUGACUUCAAAACCAAA
Pangasianodon hypophthalmus (striped catfish) is the source of this 2071-nucleotide messenger RNA. RefSeq names its product cardiolipin synthase 1 (gene crls1). The transcript has 7 exons. Gene Ontology annotation, biological process: cardiolipin biosynthetic process. The record is from RefSeq and is a predicted model, not a curated record. Lineage: Eukaryota; Metazoa; Chordata; Actinopteri; Siluriformes; Pangasiidae. Gene Ontology annotation, cellular component: membrane; mitochondrion. Bases 626 to 1777 code for a protein of 383 amino acids. Gene Ontology annotation, molecular function: cardiolipin synthase activity.